AUGAAUAAACAGCUUGGUGAACAUCAGUCUUAUCCUGGAUACAUGCUCAUGAUUACCAAUGUUGUCAUUCAUUUGUUCUUGGUCACUGUCAAGGUGAGACUGGAAGUAAUGGGGAAGAAAGCAAAAAACACAACUUAUAUAUCUGGAAAUGAAGCUGGGAGGAUAUCAAGAGAAGUUUCUAAAGUGGAAAAGUUUAUGCUUGUGGAAAUGGCUGGAUCUAAAAACAUAGAAGCAGCAGGACAAACAGGAUUUGAAGCCAAAAUGCAGGAUUCAUUCGAGGAUGACAAAUCCAAAAUCCUGAUGAUUCAUUUUGGAAUUGGCCACAAUAUGGCUUCGGGGAACAAGGAAAACCAGCUUCUGGAGAUGAAGCAGCAGUGCCCCCCAAAUGCUAUGCUGCAUAUAGAUCUUGAGGUGAUCUCUUGGAAAGUUGGAAGUCUAUGA
This is a messenger RNA of Miscanthus lutarioriparius, 441 nucleotides long. The record is from the annotation of a GenBank genome assembly. NCBI's taxonomy places the organism in Eukaryota, Viridiplantae, Streptophyta, Magnoliopsida, Poales, Poaceae.